Messenger RNA from Tachysurus vachellii, 520 nucleotides. Its product is annotated as ghrelin-like. The transcript is spliced from 4 exons. NCBI's taxonomy places the organism in Eukaryota, Metazoa, Chordata, Actinopteri, Siluriformes, Bagridae. The record is from RefSeq and is a predicted model, not a curated record. Gene Ontology annotation, molecular function: growth hormone-releasing hormone activity. Bases 60 to 398 code for a protein of 112 amino acids. Gene Ontology annotation, cellular component: extracellular region.
ACUCCAGAUCCUGAGAGAGAGAGAGAGAGAGAGAGAGAGAGAGAGAGAGAGAGAGAGAGAUGCUCAUCAUGCUGGGUCACAGACGUAUCGGUUACAUGAUCUUGCUCCUAUAUGCUGUUUCUUUCUGGGCUGAAACUGCAAUGUGUGGCUCCAGCUUCCUCAGUCCAGCCCAGAAACCACAGGGUCGUGGAGACAGAAAGCCCCCUCGAGUGGGCCGGAGGACUGCAGCUGAACUCGAGCCUACUCUUCAUUCUGAGGAUAAAAUCAUGGUGAGCGCACCGUUCCAGCUGGCCGUGUCUCUCAGUGACACACAAUAUGAGGAUUACGGUCCUGUGCUACAGAGGAUGUUACUGGAUGUCCUGGGUGGUGAUCCACCAACUUCAGACGGAGCAAACUAACGCCUUCUGAACGGAAAGCGUCCUGAUUCGAAACACUUCGAAAUGAACGUAAUUAAAACAACAGAUAAAAUGAAAUAAAAAGGAAACAGAAAUGAACACAAUUAAAUUGACAAUAAUGCGGU